GAUGCACACUGUCCACUUUCUCACUUUCUUUGCAUAUCCCCCAAACCACAAAUCACAUUUCUUUCCCUUUGAUUUCCCAACAGACCUUCAAGUUAGGGUUUUCGUCAUUUCAAUCGCGCUGCUGAUGCUUCUCCAUCGACGUUUUCUCAAGGAAAAAUCUUCAAUUUCCGAGGUCUCUGUAUAGAAUUUCAUUUAAUCGAGUUUGAUUCUUGUGGAAUAUUGGGAUCUGUUUUUGCUCUGGUGUUUUCUGAUGGAUGACACUGGGGAAGAUUCUAAGUAUCCGCCGAAUUAUGGAUUGAAUCAAGGUUAUGGGUCAUCGCAGCACCCUAAGGCGUCGGUUCAUAAUGUACCUUACGUGCAGUCUCAGCAGAUCGUUAAGUAUGUUGACGAAGAUGAUGAUGAAGUAGAAGAAGAUGAUGAAGAAGAAGAAGAACAGGAACAAGAAGAAAGAAAUGCUGGUGAUGAUGAAAUGAAUGGUGCUAUCCAGAAGAAUGGUGAUGAUGAUAAUGAUAAUGAUAAUCAAUAUGAUGAUAUUAACAUGAAUGAUGAUGAUGAUGGUGAAAAUCAUAAUGGGAGAAACGACACUGUCAGUCUUCAGAGGCAUCCAAAGAAGAGGAAGUUGAAGAGCUUGUUAUCAAGUUAUGAAUUUGCACCUCGAGUGCCACCUCCAACAAUGGCUCCAACUUCCACAGCAAAACCUUCAUUUGGCGGAAGAAAUACACUUACCGACUGGAGUGAACACGAGACUUUUGUGCUGCUAGAAGCUUGGGGAGAUAGGUUUCUUCAAUGUGGAAGAAAGAGCCUCCGGUCUGAAGAAUGGCAAGAAGUUGCAGACAGAGUCUCUCAGGACUCAAAGAUAGAAAGGACAGAUUCUCAAUGUAGAAACCGUUUGGAUACAUUGAAGAAGAAGUACAAGAAGGAGAAAGCUAAUUUAGAGCGAAGCAGAAGUGUAAAUACUAAAUGGGUAUAUUUUAAGAAGAUGGAUAUGUUAUUAUCGUCAAAUCCCCAUCAGACAGGCCUUUCACGUGGAGUCGAUUCAGGGGAGAAUGCCUUCUUGAACCCCAGUGCAAAUGGAGUGGAUGAGAUGAGGGAUAGUGCUGGUAAUUCAGAUUCUCAGGAUGAUGAUGAUGAUGAUUCGGAUUUGGUUCCACCCAAAAAAUCAAAGUCCAAAGCAGAUAGAAGUGGUGGAGUUUCAUUCAAAUUGCUUGCAGAUUCUAUUAAUAAAUUCAGUGAGAUAUAUGAGAAGAUUGAAAAUAGCAAGAUACAGCAGAUGAUAGAGCUGGAGAAAAUGAGGAUGGAUUUCCAUAGGGACUUGGAACUGCAAAAAAGACAGAUACUUGAUAGAGUGCAAGCCGAGAUUACAAAAGCACGACAAGGAGAUUAUGAAGACAAUGAUGUUUCUGCUGAAAACAUUGGCGGGUGAUGUAUCUUUUAACCAGAUUUUAUUCAUAAACCUUCUUAUUAGCAUAUUAACUUGUUGUGUAAUAUCUGGGAUGCAACUUCUGUUGGGAUUCUAAUUCUAUACCCAAUAAGUUAAUUAAUGUAUUUUAGUUGGUAUAGAAGUAAAUCCUUGUCAUCUGCUUAUUUUGCUAUUCAUCAUCAUUUUAGUUGCUA
Molecule: messenger RNA, 1614 nt
Organism: Cynara cardunculus var. scolymus (artichoke)
Lineage: Eukaryota; Viridiplantae; Streptophyta; Magnoliopsida; Asterales; Asteraceae
Product: trihelix transcription factor ASIL2-like
Exons: 2
Coding region: 251-1423 (390 amino acids)
Cellular component (GO): nucleus
Molecular function (GO): transcription cis-regulatory region binding
Source: RefSeq, a predicted model, not a curated record